AGGGACUUUCACAUGAACACUCCUGCCUGCUGCCACAGUGCGGAGUGAGAGGAACCGCAGGCGACCCUCUGCCGGCAACGCAAGCUUGCCAUCACAGGAAACACUCAAGAUUUCAUCACUUCUGAACAGCACACUACGGAGGGUGGAAAAGACAAAAUGCAAAUGAAAGUCACAAACAACUUCAGCUACUCUGGCAACGGCAGCAACUGCAGCAGCGAUAACAAAAUCAGCCAGGUCAUCUUUCCUUUGCUUUACACACUUCUCUUCCUGGUGGGUCUCACUAUGAAUGGCCUGGCAACGUGGAUCUUCUUUAAAAUAUCCAGUAAAUCCAAUUUCAUCAUCUUCCUCAAGAACACUGUCAUUUCUGACAUCCUCAUGAUCUUGACUUUUCCAUUUAAAAUCCUUAGUGAUGCAAAGUUGGUACCGUGGGUGCUGAGAGGAUUUGUGUGCCAGGUCACCCAGGUUAUAUUUUACUUCACCAUGUACAUUAGCAUUAUGUUUCUUGGGCUAAUAACUAUCGAUCGCUAUCAGAAAGCCACUUCACCAUUCAGAACAUCAACAACUAAAAGCCUUUUCGGUGCCAAGAUCCUGUCCACAGCAAUCUGGAUAUCAAUGUUUACUCUUUCAUUACCCAACAUGAUUCUAACAAACAAGAAAAAAACACCUAAGAAUGUAAAAAAGUGUGCUCUCUUGAAAUCUGAGUUUGGCUUAGUCUGGCAUGAAAUCGUAAACUAUAUUUGCCAACUUAUCUUCUGGGUCAAUUUAGCAGUCAUAGUUGUAUGCUACAUACUCAUAAGUAAGGAACUGUACAAAUCCUACAAAAGGACAAGAUGCACAGGAAAAGCAUCUAAAAAAAAUGUAAAUCUAAAGGUUUUUAUCAUAAUUGCAGUGUUUUUUAUUUGUUUUGUGCCAUUCCACUUCACUAGAAUUCCCUACACUUUGAGCCAAACAAGAGACGUUUUUGAAUGCUCUGCUCAGAACACCUUGUUUUACUUAAAAGAGAGCACGCUGUGGCUGACAUCACUAAAUGCUUGCCUAGAUCCAUUUAUUUACUUUUUCCUUUGCAAAUCAUUUAGAAAAUCCUUGCUAGACACGCUACGCAAGCACACAGAAUCGCCAGAACUCCGAGCACAGAUGGCAGUGCAGAAUGAAGGAGACGACACAGAGGAGACACCCCUCUAGCACAAAGAACUAACCAUGUCCCUACUUGGCCACGUACGUUUAUUUCAGAGACAAGGAGAAAGCAGUAAAAUCCUGCUGAAAGUUAUCUAGAAUUUUGCCAACACCUUUACAAAUUGCCCGACAUCACUGGUUGCAGAAAUGGCAAAAUUUGAAAGCUUGGAUAAAACAAGAGCACCAUCUGACCACAGACUCCAUGCUCGUCAGAAUUUCUAGGAAAAAGUUAGAAUUUAUAGUUGGAGCUGCAAGAAAAAAUUAAACCAGAGUCAUGAAAUCCUAGAGAACAGAAGAUGACCUGCAGAGAUUCUGCAGAAAUAGCUUAAUUUGGGCCAGAGUAAAGUCCAUGACAACACAAGAGCCAACAGAUGCAAACAAAAUCCACAAUAAACAUAGUUUCUAAAUACACGAAGUUGUUACCUUGCAUGCAACCAUAAGAUAAACAGCAAUAUAGGACAUAUGUAGGUAAACUAUUUAUCUGUGCAGAUACUUGGUAACAGAGUAACAUUUUGUUUAUCUCAUUACAUGCUUGCAGUUCUUAAUCCAUUGACCAAUAAUUGUUUUAUGUCAGAGGAAAUUAUUUCAUAAUCAGGCUUACCUUGAUGUGUGUUCAACCUUCAAAUGCUUCACCUUAUUAUAUGAAAAAUAAAAAAUGUACACUUUUAUAGAGAACAAAAUACUAUAUUGGAAAAUGCACAAAGAUCCAAUCUACACAAUACUUAGAUCUUAGUGAAAGAAAAACUAAUUGUAAAAUCUUUACUAAUUAUUAAGGGCAGCCUGUUUGCACUAUACAAGAAUUGUAACCAUUUAUGCCUUUUCAUUUGGAAAAGUGGGAAAAAGGAGGAAGGUAUUCUCAGGAACAAUUAUCAUUAUAAUUACACAUGAAAAAUACGCAAGGCUAAUGUAAUAAACUAUGUUUCAUUUAGCAUAGCUGCAAAACAGCUCCCAGUCAGCAAAAAUGUUCCACCAGCAAACAAGAGCUCAGACCUGCCCCAAGCCGAUGUCCCGCCUACACUUUUCCAGCAGUCAUCUGGUCCCUGGCAAGGCACAGGGAGCUUCCAAGACUGAUACCGAACUUCCUAAAACAUCAGAACACAGUUCACUUACUUCAGCACUCAGCCUUGGAGCUGAUGUGUCUCUUAUAACCUGCCUGCCUAAAUCAAGGAUUUCACAAACUUUCUGUGUACAGCUUAUGCUGGUGUACAAUCCAGCACUGAUUGCAAUCAGUGUUGGGUUUCGCUGCAGAAAAUAGGGCACCAUUAUUUCCCUGAAACCUGCAGCAUUGCCAGUCACUUCUGAGUGCAUUUUUGGCAACCACCUGGGCCCAGGAGACUGACCAGCUCCCAGCUGAUGCCUGGGACUUGCGGGAUGCCCCUUUUCCACCCAACACCCAUUCUCCACAUCCUUUGCACAUACACACGGAUUUAUUAUUUAAUUAUCUGCCAGCUGCUUCUCCUGAUCAGAUGGUGUGUUCCAACAACAGACCCUGCAGCUCUGCAUACCACACAGGUGUCACUGAUGCCACACGCAGGCACUUAGUACCUGCCUCUGAAUUUGGGAGCAUUGUCGAGGUGUAAGAGAAGAAAACGUGGAAGAAGCUGACUUGGAAGUUGGUAAUAGCAUAUUGCAACAGUCCACCUCAGCUUUAGAUAGUCUUUGAUGCAUGUCCAGAAGUCAGGUCAGGCAGCUAGGGACAUGUCAAGCUGAUGAUGUUGGCAAGGGUGACCUUCACUUGGUCAUCCUCAAGGCACUGCGCUCUCUGGCAGACUUUUAGCAUCAACAUCAGCGCGUGCAUGUACGUUAAACAAAAUGUAUAUGCCAAUACAUGGACAUUAAUAGUACAGCCCCAGACUGAGAACCUCAAAAAGCAAUCCACAUCUGCCCACAGAAGGACGGCUUCAGCAUGAGCCUGUUCCCACACCACACCAAGCAGGAAGCCAGAAACAGCUGACAAAAAACAGAAGAUAAAUCACAUUACUCAAACAAAACUUUCUGUUUACAGAGAAAUGCAUUAGAUCCCAACAUAGUGCAUAAUAAACACAUAAUAAACACAUAA
Oxyura jamaicensis (ruddy duck) is the source of this 3232-nucleotide messenger RNA. RefSeq names its product purinergic receptor P2Y12 (gene P2RY12). The record is from RefSeq and is a predicted model, not a curated record. Gene Ontology annotation, cellular component: membrane. Gene Ontology annotation, biological process: blood coagulation; G protein-coupled receptor signaling pathway. Gene Ontology annotation, molecular function: G protein-coupled purinergic nucleotide receptor activity. The coding region runs from base 157 to 1182 and encodes 341 amino acids. The transcript is spliced from 2 exons. NCBI's taxonomy places the organism in Eukaryota, Metazoa, Chordata, Aves, Anseriformes, Anatidae.